AUGAAGCAUUUGCAGACGCGCAAGAAGAGGGAGCAGGAGAUGCAAGGCAUCAUGCAGCGAGGUCCCUUGAGGGCUGCCCCGUGCGGGAAAAGGACUCCUCGACAUAUGGAUCUCCUGGAGGCUGCGUCUCAAACAGACAGUGAUUCGUUGUAUCAGAGGCAGACACCCAGGCUGGACAACAGAGUACACCCGGAGAUCGGUGUUGGGAAGGAAAAUGGUCCUGAGCAAUCGCAGAAGCAGAAACCUAAGCCUUUCAAUGGCGAUUCGUCCUACCACCAAAUUGCGUACAACCAAUACAUGUCGAGUGCCUUCGGACUUGAAAGUGAAGGAGAACUCAGACCUAGGAAUGCUCCUGUAGAACGAUUGCGAAGGCCUGAGGUCUCGCUCCACCGACCGGACUCCGAUGCCAGCGCGAUGACGACCGACUCAAUGGAGGUUAAUUUUCACAUGGCUGACAAAGACUACCCGGCGCCGUCUGUGCUCUCAGCCAAGGAUAGAAGACCAAAGAUUCACGUUCAAAUACCUGGAAAACAACCACCCACGAAGCGGCCGACGUCGACUGCCCAUUUGGCCACGCAGAUCGAUAGGCGGAAAAGCAAGCUAAGGACUAAAUAUUCGUCGCAGCAAGUAUCUCCACCAUCAGCGAAUGGCGCUCCAAACAAUGAAUUGCCUGCGCGACUUUCCGUGGUGUCUCCACUUUCAGUCAUGGAGAUGCCAAAGCCGCGAAGGCCGUUCUCCGCUUGGUCGCUCGAGGACAUGACCAAGAACGAAGGCAGGAAAGCCGCAGCGAGGGGCCAAUCUUCAUUGGAAAAACCUGGAAAUUCGGACUCAUCGGACGACACUGGUGACACGGACGAUAGAUCAUCGACGUACACAAGGCGGUCUUCAAUGUCCAGUCUCACGUCAGAAACCACGGCGAAAACCUUGACGCGGCGGCACAGUAUUGCGUUUUCGAUUGCUGACCCAACUACUGCGGGAGUCUUUGACCCCGCACCAAUCGUGCCUCAAGUCUUCUCUGGUGUAAGAGCGAUGCAAAGUACUACUUCUUUGGCUCCUGACACGAACAAACCUUUACCACCAGAACCUGGCCUAGAGGAAGUUAGACCACUUCGGUUGCCGAACCAGUCAUAUUCUCGCGGGAGCGAUUUACAUCCAAGGCGUAAAGCACCAUCUCCCCUUAACAUUUCUCGUUCAUCAAGUGUUUCCACUGCCCAUCCAAAUCGCAUGUCAUCACUGCGAUCCAAAUAUACCCCUGCGGAUCUUGACGCUCUGGAUGCGGCAUUUGUGAAGUCUAGCCCACAAGUUGCUGAUUUCCAUCGCCCUCGGGAGCCAUCCUGGGAACAAGCUCAGACUGCGUUGGAGGAGCAUUUGGAUACGAUUGCAGAAGAUGAAUCAUCUUCGAUAGUCGUUCCGCUUGCUUGCGACCCUCUACAAAUCAGCCGUGGUCCAAAUGAUAUGGUGCCUAUGCGACAGGCUCCAGCCCCUCCGUCAGCAGCAGCCAGUAUUAAGUUAAGUGAUGGUAGUAUUAGUAGUCGGAACCGGCUUAAGAAACAGCCAUCAAAACAUGUCGUUAUGCAAAUGAAAUCCGAUGGAAGCGAAAUCCGGAAACGUAUUUCUGCGCCCGUGAGCGUGAGCGGAAGCAUGAGCAAAGCAAACCGUGUUCUUGGCAAAAAUGAGCCUGAGCAGCCAGUGCCUUCAAACAGGUCAGUUCAGAUGUCCAGAGAAGCCAGUAAUGAGUCAAACUGGGACUCGAGCGACUCUCCUGACACCUCUUACAAUGGUGAUACUUCAAGCAACCGAGGAGACACAACUACUCCUGAAACCGAUGUAUCGUCAAUACCGGACUAUGCCUUUGAAGAGAUAAAAGCGAGGAUGGAGUUGCUUAGUCCUAAGAAUGAUUCUCCCACCCUUCCGGAAGCUGACAAAGCCUGGGAUCACGCAGAACCUUUCUCUCCUAAUAGGCUGCCUAUCCAAGAACAUAUGAAUAUGGAUUCAAGAUCAUGCACUUCCGAGAACCAUGUAACGACCAACGACCAGACUCAGUCAUCGGUUCCCGAUGUUGAGAUUACUCCUAUGAAAGAUGACUUAGAAAUUUCCGAUAAGAUUACCGCCAGUUUUGAAGAUGUCCAAGACUUUCCGCCCGCUCGUCUGAGACAACGCCUAGGAAGCGUACAGGAGAGCAUUAGACCUCGGUCACUUGCCUCGAUUGCAGCGUCCGAGAUUCCAGAUCUAUAUGCCGACUUGCCGGCUUCGUUAGAAGAAAUGUCCGCUGAGGAGGCUGACCGCGCGAUCUCCGCUGACGCCGCCGAGCGCGUCCUUCUCCGCAUACUUGAGCACCUCGAUAACCUUCAAGAUCUGUUCGCUACCGCAACUGUAAGCCGCGGGUUUUAUCGUACGUUCAAACGACACGAGCUUCCUCUCAUGAAAAAUGCCCUUUACGGCAUGUCGCCGGCUGCUUGGGAGUUGCGGGAGGUCACUCCUCCAUAUCCUGGUUUGCAAGGUGACGGUGAAUCGUCCCCUCUCCUUGACUACACACCCACUCUUUACCUCCAGCAUUACAUGCGCGACAUGUAUACGAUGAUUGCUCUAAAGUCUAUGAUUCUCAUUCAUUGCGAAUCUUUCCUCCGAGCCGACACUAUCUCGGCGCUUGCAGGCGGUGAGACAGAGCGUGCAUCUCAGAUUGAUGAUGCAUUUUGGCGGGUUUGGGCAUUCUGUCAGAUUUUCGGGUGCGGAACUAAUCGAGAGGAAGACAUCCUUGCUCAAAUGGAUUGGCUUCGCGGUGGCCCUCUCGCGAAGAAGGAAAAACGGUAUCAGAAUCCAGCUGCUAAAUUCAGUGCCGUCUUUGUGCCAGAUGUCUCAUUUGGCUUUGGCAACGUCGACGGUCUUACAGCGGAGGAGCUUUACGACAUGACUGAAAUCUGGACAUGCAUGGGUGUCCUCGUGAGAGGAUUUCACGGCAAAAGGCAAGAGGCUAGGGAGUAUGGUAUCUUUGAUAAUGCCUGUGACCUCACCCCUGGUAACGUGGAACAAGAAGACGCUGUCCUGGAAGAAUGGACGUACCAUCUACUGACGCUUGCCCCGCCAACUGUCCUCGACGUUACUUCCCCCACAACUCCCACCGCUGCAACCUUCGCCCAUGCGCGUUCUCGGAGUUACACGACUUGGACACCUCCGUCUGUCUCUCGUGCCACAUUUCUGAAGGAAGCGCUGUCCCGAGUCUAUCAGGAUCGUAUUGCCGAAACACACUCUAAUUCACCUCCUGUGUCUCCAGCAGCCGUUAUCACCAACCCUUCGAUUCAAGAGCCGGACGAGCAGGAGAUCUCUAGCGAAAUUUCAGCCGCCCGUUGGCGAUGCGCACGCCACGCUGCAGAGAUCAGAGCGAAAAGAAACCAGCCAGGAUUCGAUAAAUUGCCGCCUAGUGAGGAACGUCCUAUGAGCAACUUCCCGUCUGUGCUAGAGAAACUUGACUCUGGUCACGCGGAGGCGGAUACCCCACCUGUACCAGCUAUCCCACCUAGGGCCUCCCGCACUCCAUCGUCAGCUGAGUCGAAGAGUUCUCCAAAAAAGACUCAUGCUAAGCAAACUUCCACUGAUGACACUUCCAAAACCAUGGUCUCGGCCCUUGUCGUUCCGCUUGGGCCUCAAGUCCGAGAUCCGGUCGACGUCGCGGUCGAACGACUUGUCGCUAUGGGAUUUGAGAGCAAGAAGGCAAAGCGCGCUCUUGCCGAUAGCGACACUGGCAACUCUAUCAAUUUCGAGGCUGCGCUUGAGAGUCUUGUGAGGGAGCGCAAGCGCGAUGUCGAGGGUCUCAUGCAUUUGGGUUGGAGAGGAACCGUCAAAGAACGAAGAAGGGAGAUCGAACAGCGUCAGUCGCAGCAACAAGCAGGAACCCUCGGAAAGGAGCCAGCCGUGGGGUUGGGUAUUGGACUUGCUUGA
This is a messenger RNA of Bacidia gigantensis, 3936 nucleotides long. RefSeq lists its product as uncharacterized. Lineage: Eukaryota; Fungi; Ascomycota; Lecanoromycetes; Lecanorales; Ramalinaceae. Bases 1 to 3936 code for a protein of 1311 amino acids. The transcript is spliced from 2 exons. The record is from RefSeq and is a predicted model, not a curated record.